AAAAACUUUCGCUACUUCAGUGGCUGCUCUUUGGCCGUAUGAAGUAUCAUGGUCAAGUGGCCGGCGGCGCCCACGCAUGCGCAGAAUACAAAUGCAAAAAAAAACACUCACUGGCACACACACGCACGCAUACAUACACCACUCUAUGGAGAUUGGCAAAGUGGACGUGUGGCGAGUGGAACCAGAACCACUUUUGUGGGAAUUUUUUGGGUGAAAUGCUUUUUCGGAGCUGCAAAGCUUGGCUUUCAAAUAUUGUUGGACUGGCUUUUCAGUUUGCCACUAGCCGCGGGAGCCGGUGGUCGAAAGAAGUAGGUGGAGAGAAAGCCAGAAGAAAAGAAGACAACACGCAAAAUGUUGGUUAGAAGCGCUUGGAUAUGUUUGCUAAUCUUGGCGGUGGCUUCAUUGGCCGAGGAAACUGCAUCACCAUCGUUGAAACAAUCGCAAAAUACAUUCAUACAAUGGGUAUUAUCGUUGUUGCCCCAACGACCAGGUGCCUCGGAUACGGAGAACGCCACGCUGGCCACGCUGACCAGUUCAUCACUGCCAACUGCUGAACCAGGAGCAAGUAGUUCAACCACUACAACAAGUACCCAGGCCCCUUCGUCCAGCACCACAACCACACGUAGAGCCACAACACCAGCACCACCCACUUUGAAUCCACCAAGAAAGUGCAGUGAUUGCGUUUGUGGCAUUGCCAAUAUACAGAAACGUAUUGUCGGUGGUCAGGAGACUGAAGUCCAUCAAUAUCCCUGGGUUGCCAUGCUACUCUAUGGCGGGCGUUUCUAUUGUGCUGCUACCCUGCUCAAUGAUCAAUUCCUGCUAACCGCCUCACAUUGUGUUUACGGUUUCCGUAGAGAAAGGAUUUCAGUGCGUCUUCUCGAACACGAUAGAAAGAUGUCACAUACACAGAAAAUUGAUCGCAAGGUCUCGGAAGUCAUAACCCAUCCGAAAUAUAACGCUAGGAACUAUGAUAACGAUAUAGCCAUCAUUAAAUUGGAUGAACCAGUGGAAUUCAAUGAGCUACUCCAUCCCGUAUGCAUGCCCACGCCAGGAAGAAGUUUCAAGGGUGAAACAGGCAUAGUCACAGGUUGGGGGGCACUAAAAGUUGGUGGUCCCACAUCGGAUACUUUGCAGGAGGUGCAAGUUCCCAUUUUAUCACAAGAUGAAUGCCGUAAGAGUCGUUAUGGCAAUAAGAUUACGGAUAACAUGCUUUGCGGUGGCUAUGAUGAGGGUGGCAAAGAUUCCUGCCAAGGAGACAGCGGUGGCCCAUUGCAUAUUGUGGCCAAUGGUACACGGGAACAUCAAAUCGCCGGCGUCGUAUCAUGGGGCGAAGGCUGUGCCAAGGCUGGCUAUCCGGGCGUCUAUGCUCGAGUGAAUCGCUAUGGCACCUGGAUCAAGAAUCUCACCAAACAGGCCUGCCUCUGUCAGCAGGAGACCAAGAAAAUCAAAUAAGUACCAGUUUUUUUAGUUUCUCCUCAAAUACUCUUUGGCAGAAACUAGAGUCCAGGGAAUGAUGAGUUUUGUAGCCUGAAGAAAACUUGGAAUUUCCCAAAAAUUUAUUUUUAUAUUUACCACUCGCCGCUUGAAAGACAUGUUUUUUUUGCAACAAAGAAAAAACUGUUAGAUUUCCUUUUGCCGAGUGGUUCAUUUUGUCUGCUAGAGUAUCUUAACUUCGGUUUACCGAAUGCUCUUUUAAUUUCUUCCUUCUUGUAUUUAUUGAUUAAAACAAAAAAAAAAACUACAGAAAAAACUUGCUGCAAACGCAGAUUCUCCUUGACUUGAGGCAUUCACCUCGAGCCGGUCUAGCCAGUUCUUUGUCCAGAAUGUCAGUGAGGAGCAAGAU
Molecule: messenger RNA, 1843 nt
Organism: Drosophila willistoni
Lineage: Eukaryota; Metazoa; Arthropoda; Insecta; Diptera; Drosophilidae
Product: trypsin-1
Exons: 2
Coding region: 352-1452 (366 amino acids)
Biological process (GO): proteolysis
Molecular function (GO): serine-type endopeptidase activity
Source: RefSeq, a predicted model, not a curated record